This is a messenger RNA of Pieris napi, 1994 nucleotides long. RefSeq names its product lysosome-associated membrane glycoprotein 1-like. The coding region runs from base 110 to 1177 and encodes 355 amino acids. Gene Ontology annotation, cellular component: membrane. Lineage: Eukaryota; Metazoa; Arthropoda; Insecta; Lepidoptera; Pieridae. The record is from RefSeq and is a predicted model, not a curated record. The transcript is spliced from 6 exons.
AAAUUUCUCAUUCAUUUUGUGAAGUGGAUUGUGAUAAGACAAAUAAUUUUAAGUUUCAACGUUAGAUUUAUAAAUUUUUUUUAGAAAAUAAAGUUUUGUCAUUAUUAAAAUGUCACAAUUUAAGUUUUCCGUAAUUGCUGUUGUAUUCUGUAGCUUGGCCGUACUUGGUAAUGGCGAAAUAACUGUACCUCCGACGAGUAUUAUUAACUUAUCAUCUUCGGGUACAUCAGAUGCUGCACAGACAUCAGUUACCGCUGGCGCGAACCUUUCACCUUCUUCGUCUUCAAAGGCGCCGGUGUCGCCCUUGGAAACUGCCCCUAUCACAUCAGAACCAACUUCUAACGCAGUACCUGCUGCCAGCCCUUCUAAACUAAAUACAACAACUUCUAGUACAACUAGCACUACUACACCUGCACCUACUCCUGCGCCAACUCCAGCUCCUACUCCUGCCCCAACUCCAGCUCCUACUCCGGCACCUACUCCGGCACCAACACCUGCACCAGCCCCGAAACCCCUUCCACCUCCAGAACCUGGAAUGUGGUCGUACUCUGACAAGGCUACUAAUGUUACAUGUAUUUUAGUGCAGUUUGCGGCACAGCUGAAUGUAACAUAUAAUAAGGAAAACAGCAACACAACCGACCACUUCCAACUUAACGUACCGAAGAACGCAACAGCCGUGAAUGGUAGCUGCGCAAACGACACGCAAUGGAUCCAGUUGAGCUGGCCAGCUACUGUGAACAGCUCCAAUACCAUGCUUCUGGUGUUCCAGGUCAAUCAAACCACCAAGUGGUAUGAACUGAAGAGCCUUAACGUCUCCCUGGUGCCGGAGGUGUUCCACAAUUCAUCCUUCAAAGAGGCCGUAGAACUCUGGCAUGGUGUGGAAUGGCACAGCCCUCUAGCUACUUCUUACCGUUGCGCACCUCCUACUUACUUUAACCUAUCGUCUGAGGCCGCUAUUGUCGUCGCCAAGUUGACCCUCAGCCAGCUCCAGGAAGAGGCUUUCAGAUCUGGCAAGGACAAAGUAUUUAGCGCUGCUCGCGAGUGCGGCGGUGAUGAUCUCCCCGACGCAGUGCCCAUAGCUGUGGGCUGUGCUUUGGGCGGUCUCGUUGUGGUAGUUCUGGUCGCUUACCUCGUUGGACGACGCCGCUCUGCUGCUAGGGGAUACCUCUCUAUGUAAAGUGUAGAUGGUGUGGAAAUCGACGUAGCAUCGAUUUAUCUCAUUUAGCUCUUCAUCAAUGUCAUAGACCGCUGUGAAAAGAAAUUAUUUUCGAUACAUGUGUUAUAAAAUUCCCAGCGGAUUUCAUUGCUCAAUGCGUUCGUUUAAAUAGUUGCUUAUUUGAAAAUUCCUAAAAAUGUAUUUGUAGAUAGAUAAAGUAGAUGUAUAAAAAUAUUCUUGUAAUUGAAAGUUUAAAUGACGAAAUCUGUUUUAAUUCACCGGUAGUAAUAAAAUAAAUGUCGUAUCAAAUAUUUUAAUUUCAUUUAUAAUUUCCAAAGAUUAUUCAUGAUAUAUUGCAGUAAUCUUUCUUUCAUUAAGAUGUUAAUUAUAAUUCAAAUGUGUAGUCUAUGAUUUCUGGAUUACAUGCAAUACUUUUAUCGACCAUUAUCUAAAAGUUAAUAUGAUUUAUGUUUUUUUAGAAGAUUUUAUGUUAUUUUAAAUUCUUUGUGUGGAAUUUUUUAUGUUUUGUUUAUAUGUUAAGAUAAAAAAAUAUUAUAUGUAGUCCAGUAGCGACCUCUAGUGAGGUUACUAAGUACUGAAUUUCAGGGUCGGGAUGUUGUGUCGCUUUGUGAUUUGUCUUAAAACGUAUUUGACAAAAGUUGAAAACUUUGCUACAGAAUACAUUUCUCUUCCAAAAUAAAUUUCUCGGAAAAGCAUUCAUCAUCAGACUUGAUCUUGAGUUUCUCAUCUUUUUAUAAGAAAAGGUAUAGGUACUCUUCAGUCACAAAGCGACCUAUUAAACAGUGUAAUGAAAUGAAAAAUAAACGUUUUUUAUUGC